Hibiscus syriacus is the source of this 1114-nucleotide messenger RNA. Its product is annotated as reticulon-like protein B16. The transcript has 5 exons. The coding region runs from base 173 to 871 and encodes 232 amino acids. The record is from RefSeq and is a predicted model, not a curated record. NCBI's taxonomy places the organism in Eukaryota, Viridiplantae, Streptophyta, Magnoliopsida, Malvales, Malvaceae.
AGAAAAAAAAAUCAAAUUUUCUUUUGCAGUUUGUUUGUCAAUUAAGUGACAGAUCGGGGACACAGGAAUUUAGUUUCAAAGAGGGAAAAGUCGGUGCAAGAUUCGAUUUUGUGAAAUUUCUUCGCUCUGGGUACAAGUUAAAGGUUGAAGAAAAGGACGUCGAUCACAAUUAAUGGAGAAAUCGAGUAACAGUGAUGGGGAAGAGAUCAGAAAUCAGACAAUACCUUCAACUUAUUCAACAUCAUCAUCCGAUGAUUAUCGUUUGUUUAGUCGUCAAGGUUCUAUUCACCAGUCUCUGGGUGGUGGUAAAGCGGCUGAUAUACUCUUGUGGAAGCAGUGGAGUGUUUCCCUUGGUGUCAUUGUUGUUGCUACCGUUGUCUGGCUCAUCUUUGAGCGGUCUGGAUUACCAUUCUUAUCUGUUUGUUCAGAUGUUUUGCUGAUCUUAAUUGUAGUGUUGUUUGUCCGUUCCAACUAUGCUGCUUACAGAGAUAGACAACCACAAACAUUACCAGAACUUGAAUUGUCAGAGGAAAUGGUUAACAAUGCUGCAGUGUCAUUUCGUGUUAAAAUCAAUAAUGUGCUUCUUAUGGCUCAUGAAAUAACUCUUGGCAAAGAUUUUCGGCUUUUUUUCAAGGUGGUGACUUGUCUGUGGCUCUUGUCUGCCAUUGGUAGCUAUUGCUCUUUCUUCACACUUGCCUAUAUCGGAACCAUCCUAUCGGUUACACUUCCGGUCUUCUACAGUAAAUAUGAAGAGCAUAUGAACAAAUACUUUAGAAUGAUCCACCGGAAGUUUUCCCAGCAGUAUAAGAUCGUAGAUGAUAGUGUGACAAACCGAAUCCACCGGAGUUUAUCAAAAGAUAAAGACACCUAAUUCUCACAGUUUACAUGAUGCAUAGUAGCUGUUAUCUUGUUUCAACCUUGAAUGAAAGAAGAUUCUUGUUACCUGUUAUGUUAGCUGCAUGUUUCACAGUCAAUCGAGUUGCAGCAUCUGCUAAAUGCUUCUUCCACAUUAGAGUGGGAAGAAAAAAAGGUUAGGAGAUUUCUGUAGCCGUGCCCAUUCCGGGACACAUUUUGUGUUUUCGAAUCUUGAUUAGAAGUUCAUAAUUUUCAAUGG